This is a messenger RNA of Mangifera indica (mango), 1741 nucleotides long. RefSeq names its product glucan endo-1,3-beta-glucosidase 11-like. Gene Ontology annotation, molecular function: hydrolase activity, hydrolyzing O-glycosyl compounds. Gene Ontology annotation, biological process: carbohydrate metabolic process. Gene Ontology annotation, cellular component: plasma membrane. Bases 212 to 1450 code for a protein of 412 amino acids. The transcript is spliced from 4 exons. The record is from RefSeq and is a predicted model, not a curated record. NCBI's taxonomy places the organism in Eukaryota, Viridiplantae, Streptophyta, Magnoliopsida, Sapindales, Anacardiaceae.
CACGCAACUACAGAAACUGAACGGCUCCUUCUACAAAUCACUAGCAGAGGGAGUACAAUCCAGCCCCAUCUUCGCCGACCCAUUGCUUUCAGAAAUUGCGUGUCCACUCUGUUAAAAAAAGCUUACUUUGAGCUGGCAUUUUGGCUUUCUCACUCGCACUUCAUCUCUUUUCCACCUCACAAUUGCUUGCCAGGAAGAUAGAGAGAGAUCUAUGGAGUUGGAGUUCAGUAGAUUCCACUGCUUUACUUCUCUGGUUAUUCUCAUUAUCUCAGGAUUUGUGCUUCGUGUGGGUUCAGUUGGGAUCAACUAUGGCCAAAUUGCGAACAAUCUACCAACCCCAGAGCAUGUAAUCCCACUAGUGAAAUCCGUUGGAGCUACGAAAGUGAAGCUGUACGACGCAGAUCCGAAGGUUCUUAAAGCAUUUGCGAACACUGGAGUGGAGUUCAUUGUUGGUUUGGGCAAUGAGUAUUUGAGCAAAAUGAAAGACCCAGAUAAAGCUACAGCUUGGGUCAAGCAAAACGUACAAGCUUAUUUACCAGCUACAAAAAUCACCUGCAUCACCAUUGGCAACGAAGUUUUAACCUUCAACGAUACUUCUCUCUCUGGGUGUCUUCUUCCUGCCAUGGAAGGUAUCCACACUGCAUUGGUUAAUUUAGGGUUAGAUAAGCAAGUCACUGUCACUACUGCGCAUUCUUUAGCUGUUCUUGAAACCUCUUACCCUCCUUCAGCCGGGAGAUUUCGUAAAGAUCUGGUUAAUUGUAUUACCCCCGUCUUGGAUUUUCAUUCUAAAACUGGAUCUCCCUUCUUGAUUAACGCUUAUCCUUAUUUUGCUUACAAAGCAAAUCCAAAGCAAGUGCCUCUAGAUUUUGUGUUGUUUCAGCCGAGUCAAGGAAUAGUUGAUCCUUCGUCAAAUCUUCAUUAUGAAAACAUGCUAUUUGCACAAAUUGAUGCAGUUUAUUCAGCACUUGGGUCGGUGGGUUACAAGAAACUCACGGUUCACAUUUCGGAAACUGGGUGGCCAUCUAAAGGAGAUGAAAACGAAGCAGGAGCUACACUGGAUAAUGCAAAGAUGUAUAAUGGGAAUCUGAUUAAGUUAGUUUCGUCUAAGAAAGGGACACCCAUGAGACCCAAUUGUGAUUUGAAUAUUUACGUAUUUGCUUUGUUUAAUGAAAAUAUGAAGCCUGGACCCACUUCCGAGAGAAAUUACGGUCUGUUUAAGCCUGAUGGAACGCCUGUUUAUGCGCUCGGGAUCAAUUCAAGGACCAAUACUAAUAUUUCCUUGCCCUCUCCACCAGCCGGUCCCGCCAUGCCGGACAGUUCUACUGGUUCUACCCCUUCUUCAAAUGGUUAUUUGUCCAUUUCUUCAGCUCUGGAGAGAAAGGUUCAUUUUGGCGGUGUUGGAGCUUUUAUGUUAACGUUAUUGAUGAUGAUGAAUAAUCUGCUACUGUAGAAUUCAGAAGGGCAUUCAAAAGCAGGAGAGGGGAAUCAGAUGCAAGUUUAUUUGGAAUAGGGAAAGGGAAAGGGAUAUUUCAAUUAUUGUGUAACGUAUGAGGACCCCAUUUGUUGAUUUUUAAUUUAGAAUUAGUCAUUCAUCUGCUUUUCUUGUACCCACUUUUGUCAUCGUUAUGAUGCAAAUGUAGUUUUAUUAUGAGGAAAUCUUUUAUUGGUUGUGUUUUCAAUUUGGAGGAUAUGGUAUGGGAAUGGCCUGCAAGUAAGGUUUUAUUCGAAAACUCAAACUUCA